ACGCCUACCUGGCCCCGGCGAUAAAUAAGUGGGCUUUGGGUUGCAGUUUGGGCACUCGGUCUCUAAAAGGUUCGCCAUCACUGACCUAGCUGUUUCCCUAGGGCCAGAAGAUUAGGCAACUACAGUUCUUGAAUUUAUAAUUGGAAGAUAUCCUUUACCUUUGAUGUCAUGGCUUACUGUUUUUAAUUGAUAGGUUUUUAAUCUUUGUACUCUGCCUGAAGUCAUUGUUGUGAAAUAGGCAGUCAUAUACAUUAUUUAAAGAAAAAUAAAAGCUACGGAGAAAUCUUCCACUGAUUCGUAUACUAUACUGCAUUAGCAGUACAGACACCAGCUGAAGGAUUAUGGAUUGUUAGAAGGCUGAACACUCCCAUAUUACUAAAAUGUAAAACUUUUUAGUUUUAAACUGACAAAAGCACAGGAAAGAUAAGAGCUCACCUCUACAUAAAUGAGAUUAUGGUGCUAUUGCUAACAUUGCCAUUAUGGAAAGGAAUAGCACAAAAGUGUUCUGAGCAAUAGGAGUGACCAAAGCCAAAUUUACAUAGAGAAAAAAAACUGUGAUGUUUUAUUUCCUCUACUGAAGAUGUUUAUAGGCAAAUAAAUAUUAAUUAUAUUUAAGGUGAUUAAUAGUGCUGGGAAUGGGUAGCUAAGCUCGCAGGUGUACUUUAAAAAUGGCUUGAAAUCUUUAUUUUUAAUAUAUGUAUAAUGUCUUUUUUUAAUUCACUUUUUUAAAUGUUUUUAUUGUUUUAUGUUUAGUGGGGGGUUCCUUUUGUCCUUUUGGGUUGUUGUUUUUUUUGAGUUCUGUAUUUUGUAUUUUAACUUUGUUUUGAAUAAAAUAAAAACAGGUUAAAAAAAGAAAUCUUUAUUUUUAACCCAAGUUUCAGAAAUAAUAGGUAGAGAGAAUAAGUUAUUUUUCAAAGUGUUAUAAGGAUUCAACAGACCAAAUUCAUAGUCAGUUGAUCCAGGUCAAGAGGCCUAGUUUGGAUCCUGCUAUUGACAGUGCAACCUGAUACAAUUUCUUAUAAUGUAUUGUAUGUACAGUGAGAUUUACUUGUGAAUGUUAAAUAGUAGAUUUUGGAUUGAACCAUUAAUGUUGCACAAAAAAGUUCAUGAAUAGGUGAUUAAAUUAGCAAAUAAAGCCUAUUCAGAUCUGUGUUUUAGAAAAUACAUUUUUAUUAUAUGAUUUUAAAUUACGUUCUUCAGAUUGUGUUGAUUCCAUUUUCGGUAGCAGGGAUGGACUGCCUAGGACCCAAAAGUUCAUGAAGUUCUUAGCCAUAAAAUAUGGUCUACAGAGGUAACCAGAAUCAAAGGAAAGAAGCUUAGGCAUUUCUAGCAAUCCUAUUGAAAGCUACUGGUUUACCUCAAUAAGCACCGCAGGAUCAGUUAGAAGAUUUAUAUGUUCCACUCUGAGCAUACCUACUCAUGACCAUUGGAAGAGUAGAAGUAAUGAUUAUAUAUAUUAGAUGUAAGAUUGGAGAGCCACUUGGGUGUAAUGGUUAAGGCACCAGGCUAGAAACCGGGAGAUAGUCAUUUCCAAUCCUGCUUUAGGCAUGAAGCCAACUGGUGAUUUUGGCCCAAUCACUUUCUCUCACCUCUAGGGCCUAAAUCUGAAAAUAUUUCCAGGAAAACUGCAGGGACUAGUUUGCCAAACGUAGAACGAGAGAGAGCGUGAGAGAGAAUGCAAAGUAAGAAUAAGUUUGAAUGGCAUCUGAAUGCAUAAUUAUAAAUUUCUGAGUCUCAUGGACUUAAAAAUCAUAGUAUGUGCCCCUUGAGGGUCAAACGUCCCUGUUUUACAGAUUUUUAUUUUAAUAGGUGACUGACUUGGAUAUAUCUGAAAAUUGUGUGAAUGGAAGCCAAGAACAAAGUUUCCUGUUUCAAUGCAGAAGAUUGGCUUUAUUUUCCUUGAAGACAAUAUAGUGUGCCCAAUAUGCCUAGAGAUAUUCAGAGACCCAGUCACUACAGCCUGCGGGCAUAACUUCUGCAUGGAUUGCUUGCAGGUUUAUUGGGAACACCUAGCACUUAUUGGAGAACAGCCUUACUGCCCUCAGUGCCAGGAACCCUUGAGUUCAACACCUCAGCUCCACAAAAAUAUAACCCUGGGAGAAAUUGCAAUGAGAUUUGCACAGGAGAAAUCUCAAGAUCCACAGAAGCUGGCUAGUUUCAAGAAUGUCCCAUGCGAUUUUUGUUUCACGCGAAAGUUAAAAGCAGUCAAGUCUUGCUUGCAAUGUAUAGCUUCCCUAUGUGAUAACCACAUUCAGUCUCACUACACAGACAAGAUUUUCAAGAACCACCAGUUAGUGGAACCUCUCAGUGACUUGAAAGGCAGCAUGUGUUUAAAACAUCGUAAGCUGCUAGAUCUAUUCUGCAAAGAGGAAGGCAAAUUUAUUUGCCAAAUCUGUGUCCGGGAGGAGCAUAAGAACCAUGAAGUCAUUUCUCUGAAGCAAGAAAGAAGCAAGAAAGAAGUGGAGAUCCAAAGAAUACAUGCCAGUGUGGAAAACCAGGUCUUGAUGUUGGCAGAAGACCGUCAGAAAUACAGAGCAAGAGUGAAUUACCUCAUGAAAGUGGUGAAGAAUGCCAGAGAUGAAGUUAGCUGGGCCUUUACAGAGGUAAUAAAAGAAUUCAAGAGACUGCAGACUAAGGUGAUGGACUUCAUUGAUCAAGAGGAAAAGUCAGCUUUACUUGAUAUGGGGAAUUCUAUUAAACGCAGACAUGAGCAACUUGCAGAUCUUAAGAAGCAGAAGCUGUGGUUGACAAAUCUGAUGGACAAUCCAAGUGACUUUCAAUUCUUGCAGGAAUUCCCAAAAAUAAAAGCCAUAUCUGAUUGCUCAGAAGCUUUGAUUGGGCUGAAAUGUGAGGAACUCACCAGUUUUGCGGGGAUUAAACAGACACUGAGUGACUUGAAAUCCCAAAUCUCAAUGAUUGGACUCUGUUUCAUCAAUAAAAUCCUUCAAAAGGGAAUCACAAUGGUGCCAUAUGAACUGUUACCCACACCCACAGAUCGGAAGACUCUUCUAAAGUACUAUUGUAUCCUGAAUUUUGAUGCCAACACUGCCAACGAAGAGCUCUUCCUAUUUAAAGAGACUCACUCUGUGCUGAACAUGGGGAUUUUGUUGGAGACCUAUUCAAAACCCACCCCUGGAUUUAACCACUGGCCCCAGCUGCUCGGUACCCGUAGCCUCUGUGAGGGCUGCCAUUAUUGGGAGGCUGAGAUUUCAAAUGGCUGGCUAUGCCUAGGCGUUGCCUACAGCUACCAGCAUAGGACUGAAAAAUCGUGCAUGUUGUAUCUGAUUGGCAGGAAUAAUUAUUCGUGGUGCUUGGAGUGGGACUCAGUGAAUUUCUCUGUCUGGCAUAAUAAUAUGCAGACUGUGCUGCGUGGUGACUACUACAAGACCAUUGGGGUUCUUUUGGACUAUGCUGCAGGCUCCCUGACCUUCUACGGCAUCACCAGUUCUAUAAACCUCAUUUACCGUUUCUUAACCACAUUCACUGAACCACUGUAUCCAGCUGCCAUGGUAAGCAGCGGGACUUCUAUUACUUUGAAACAACACCCUGAAUAGAGGCCAUAAAGAGGAGGGAGGGGAAAUCCCAUCUUAAAAGCCAAGAGAGCUUUUACGGUUGCUGAUAAAAUUAACUUUUAUCUCACGAGUGCUGCAGCAAGAUUCCUUUUUUGGGUGUUCUUCCCUAGAACAUUCUGGGAAUGGCUGGGCAGGUGUUGAGGAUUCUUUCCUGAUGCUCUUCUGUUCCAUCUCAAGAAUGAAGAAAUUAAACUAGUUAUAGCUACAACCCUGGAAAGUAUCCCUCAAAUCUAUAGAAUGGAUUGGAUCUCCUUAUCUUAGGGCAGAGGAGCCUUUGAUUGCAAAUAGGGAGAUCCAAACACAGAUGCCCUUUCUCAGGCCCUGUAUUAAUAUUUAUAAAUAUUAUGCUAUACCUGUGUUGCAAAAAUACUGAUAACCAUUAGAUGGAAGAUUCUAAAACUUUUCGGGUCAGCUACAUUUUUUUUGGACAGAUUUAUUAGCCCUAUGUGUAUUUUUCCAACUCUGGAGUUCAAAUUAAAUUACUUUAAUCUGACUAGUUUAUACAGGCUGGCUUCCAGGAAGAACAUUGGAUUAGCUACACAGAACAUGCAAAAUCUUAGUUCUUUUCCUUUUUUUUUCGUCUUCAAGUUAAGACUUGAUUCCGGAUGACUAUAUGGACAAAUCCAGAGAGUUUUCUAAGUAGCAUUUUUGGAAGUAGCUUACCACUGCUUUUUUCCUAGAGUUGGGAGAGAAUGACUGUAGGUAGGCCUCAAUUUAUGAUAAUUGGGAUUGGAAUUUCAGUCACUAGAAGCAGCCAUUAAACAAGCCAUUACAUGGCUGGGCCUGAUUUUUGCCAUCAUUUUUACCACAGUUGUUAAGCAAAUCACCAUGGUAAUUAAGUGAAUCACCUGGUCAUUAAGUGAAUCAUGUGGUUGUUAUACAAAUCCAGCUCCCUCAAUUGAUUUGUUUGUUGGAAGCCGACUGAGAAGAUCACAAAUCAUGAUCUCGUGUCCCACAAGACCUGCAACCUUUGUAAAUAUGAGCCAGUUGUCAAGCAUCUAACUUGCAAUCAUGUGAUCACAGAGGUGGUGUGACGGUUGUAACUUCAAGGAUGAGUGAUAUGUCAUUUUUUCUGAGGCCGACAUAACUUUGAACCAUUAUUAAAUGGUCAUAAACUGAGGACUACUUGUGGCUAAGGUCAUUCAGCUGAACUUUGUACCCAAAGUAAGACUAGAAUUCAGGUUUCCCUAUUCUUCGUCCAGCUAGUCUUAAUCCAACUAGUCUUAGAUUUUGGAGGUUUCCCCAAGCUUGUGGGCAACCAGACUCCUAAAAGCAAAUGGCUAGUCUGAAAAUCAGAACAACAGUCAGUCUUAUAUUUUUUGUAAAGACAGAAUGAACUUCCCUUGGUUAUGUAAUUAAUACGCUUCCCUGAGUAACUGGAUGAACUUUACAGUCAUUAGAACCUCUUGAUGGGCUAUUUCAAGUUAAAUUUUAAGACUCUGUUAUUGUUAAAGAUUCUCUGCUGGCAAUGACUGUCCAUAAUUGGUCUUGGUUGACAACCCUGGUAACUACACAGAAACUCCCUCAUGCAGCACCAACUCCCUAACUUGCAUGUGGCCUGCGCCGGUGCUUCCAGACUCUUCCCCCAGCCUCCUGCAAAUUGUGUGAGGUCUGCAUUGGC
Crotalus tigris (Tiger rattlesnake) is the source of this 5193-nucleotide messenger RNA. RefSeq names its product E3 ubiquitin/ISG15 ligase TRIM25-like. The transcript has 6 exons. Gene Ontology annotation, molecular function: protein binding; zinc ion binding. The record is from RefSeq and is a predicted model, not a curated record. The coding region runs from base 1875 to 3554 and encodes 559 amino acids. Lineage: Eukaryota; Metazoa; Chordata; Lepidosauria; Squamata; Viperidae.